AUGACCCUCAAUAACCCACGUCUCUUGCUUUUCAUCUCUCUUGUGCCGGCAAUGACUCGUGAUUCGAUUUUUGCUUGUCUACUUGCGGGCGCGCUGCCCGUCCUAGCAGCGACUCUCCCUAGCUUCCUCCACACCCGAGACAGCUUUAAGCAGCCCCUGGGUCUCUGCGAAACAGAUAAAAAGGUACAGCAAUAUUCGGGCUACAUCAAGGUAGAGGACGAUAUUGAGUUGUUUUUCUGGUUUUUUGAAGCUCGCAAAGAUCCAGACAAGAAGCCACUCGUGGCAUCUUUCGCAGGCGGUCCGGGUCUCGACAGUACCGGUGAAGUCCUGCUACUCGGGCCUUGCACGUUUGACGACGUGGAAGGAGAUGACCCAAAACGCAACGACUUCAGCUUCACAGAAGUGGCAAACAUGAUAUUCAUAGACCAACCGGUCGGUGUUGGCUUUUCAAAGGGCAGCGACGAUAAAAUCGAGGAGAUGGAUUCUACUGACAAGGCGGCUCCACUGAUUUGGAAGUUCUUCCAGGAACUGUACAAGCACAAGGAGUUCUCCAAAUUCAAGGGUCGCGACACAGGAAUAAUGACCUCGUCGUACGGAGGGCAUUAUGGACCAGCCUUUGCAAGCUACAUGCUGAAACAGAAAGCGAGCAAGACUGGCGUGCCUAUCAACCUCCGGUGGCUCGCCAUCGAUAGUGGUAGCAUGGACCUCGGUAUCAUGGCGAGCUCCUCGAUCGAUUACGCCUAUAAUAAUUCAUACAAAAAGCUCAUCACGAAACCGGCAGACUACGACGCUUUGCGGCAGGAAUUCACCGAGGAUUGUGCUCCACUUCUGAAAAAGUGUAAGGAAUCCGAUGAAGAUGACGACUGCGAGGAUGCUGCCAUGAAUUGCAUGCCGUUCGCUGCAGGCGACGUACUCAAAGAAAUGGGUAUGGAUUUCGACAAGCUAGAUGUGUCAGAGUCCGUGAAUGAGGACUCACCAUGGGAUGGUCCCAAAAACGACUGGCUCUCUCAGGCAAAAAUAGGGCGGGAGUUAGGUGCCGAGCAGGAGUACGCGGGCUUCAACAUGGAGAUCAUAAAGCAGUUCUACGGAACAGGGGAUCCUGCACGCUCGUCGUUAUCCACUCUUGGCAUGGUUGCAAAGGCCGGUGUUGCCAUCUUACUCACGGCUGGCGACAAGGAUUUGUUUUGCAACCAUAAAGGUGUACAGAAGUCCGCGGAGAGCAUUGAUUUUAAAGGCCGCGAUAAGUUCGCACGCAAGGCGUUGUCUCCGUGGAAGGUCAACGGCAAUACUUACGGGGAGUAUAAGACAGAAGGCAGUAUCUCAUACCUGAAUGUAAAAGAUGCAGGACACGGCACAUUCGCGUAUCAGCCCGCAGCAGGACUGGCUUUUUUCCGGCAAUUUUUGGCAAAAGACCACUUAGUCUCUGAGGGUUGA
This is a messenger RNA of Anthostomella pinea, 1434 nucleotides long. The record is from the annotation of a GenBank genome assembly. NCBI's taxonomy places the organism in Eukaryota, Fungi, Ascomycota, Sordariomycetes, Xylariales, Xylariaceae.